Calliphora vicina (urban bluebottle blowfly) is the source of this 3489-nucleotide messenger RNA. RefSeq names its product heparan sulfate 6-O-sulfotransferase (gene Hs6st). Gene Ontology annotation, cellular component: membrane. The transcript has 6 exons. Gene Ontology annotation, molecular function: heparan sulfate 6-sulfotransferase activity. Lineage: Eukaryota; Metazoa; Arthropoda; Insecta; Diptera; Calliphoridae. The record is from RefSeq and is a predicted model, not a curated record. The coding region runs from base 1978 to 3456 and encodes 492 amino acids.
ACAGCAACAUGAAAACAUGUUGCGACGGUAGUGCGUAGAGUUAAAUAAGUAUCCGAAUAAAACAAAUUGUAAUUUACCGAAUUACAGCAAACAUUAAAGAAUAAACAAAAUAAAACAAUACGCGUAUUAAAGUGAAUUAAGAUAAUAAUAUGAAUAACAAAUUGUCUAAAGAAAUAAGUGAAAAUUGAAGCAAUAGUUUAUCGAAGAUACCAGCAAAUCAACAAAAAGUUUUUUAUAACUCAAUGUGUGUCUGUGCAAUUUCCUUAAAAAGUGUGUAAAAAAUAAAGAGGGGGCAAUCUUUACAACAGUAUAUAGGAAUAAAAAAUCAAGUAUUUAAUAUAAAAUAGAAAAAAUAAAGUGAUAAAUAAUAAAACCUAAAGUGAAAAUAAAAUAUGACAACAAUAAUAGCAAUAUAGAAAAUAAUAACAAACCAAAAAAUAUAAAAUGUAAUAAUAAAGUGUAGUGCAAUGUAAAUAUAAAAAAAUAUUGUUUAUAAAUAAAGUACAACAAUUGGAAAACAUACACUAAAAUCAUAUUAGAAAAAAUAAACAACAAAACUACACAGCACACGAAGAUUUUAUUUUAAAAAAAAUCUCUUCAAGGUCUCCACUAAUGUUAAAUGUUCUAUUUGCUGCCACGUUAAGGAUCGUAAGCAGAGCAAAAAGUGAGUGGUGUGAGUUGGAGUUUUGUUGGUAGAUUGUUAAGUGUUUGGAGGGCUGGAGCAGCGGCAGUAAAGUAAGUGAUUGCUUACAAUUUGUGCGUGGCAAAGUAUUGGAGAUGGCAAGGCAAAUGGUGGCAAAUUAAAAACAGUAUCCUGCCUAAAUGUAUAUGCAGAACACACACACAACAAUAAAAAGGACCAUUUUAGCAAUUUCUGCUUGCUAGCAAGGAAAAUAGACUCUAUAAAGCGCUAAUUGUAUUAUAAUAAAGUGAAUAGAGAAAAAAAGGCCGUAACAAAAGCAGCAUAAAGAGCUCAAAUGGAAAAGAGAAAAAGAAAAAUUUAUUUAAAUUGAAAAACGGAAUUUCCACAAAUGAGGAAAAUCUAUUGUCGACGAACAGACAAACGCACUUGUGGAAUCAUUAAACUAAGCCUAUCAAGUGAUUACGGCAAAUAGAGGAGUCAGGAGUGGGUGGCUGCUAUAAUGAGGAAGCUUUAAUUAGGGGAAACAAAGGUUUUAAAUGAAACUAAAAUCAUUUAAAAAUCCCUAACCAUCUCUAAACAUAAAACAAUUUGUAAAUGUAAAGAGAUACAUUGCAAAAAGGUAGAUGACAAUUAACACCUGGGUUCAUACAAAAUAAAACCAAUAGGUUUUGCUAUUGUUAAGAGUCGCUAAAACUCAUUAAAAUACAAAAAAACAUUAACAAAACGCUAUAAGGGCCUUACUUUUGCGACCAACCAAUCAACCACACUUUCGUAACAUUAAAGCCAGAGACAACAAGAAAACAAUCGGAUUAAUUCAUUCCAUGUUCCACAUGUAAAUAAUCGAACAUAUUGUUGCCUGUGGAGAUUAAAACGGAUUUCCUGCACAACACCAAGCCAGUAAAACAACACGCCAAUACAUAGUUGUUAACACGGAAAAACGCUAAAAUACCAGGGAUUAAAUGUUACAAUAAAACAAAAGCAAAGUGUAAAAAACCAAAUCUUCAUUCCCCUAAAAAAAAAACAAACACUCAAGGCCUAAUCCCCCUACAACAAACAUAAACUCUAGUCGGUUCAACAAACGCAAAAAGUCAUCCCCCAUAAACACUUACCCUUAUACGGAAAUGUUUUACUUAACACAGAUUUUAAAACGAAUAAUUUAAUUCGCUCCCCUCCCAUCCCAACUAUUUCUAACGCCCAGUGUGAGUGUUUUUAUUUUGUAUGUCUUGUUUAAUGAACCUUUUUGCUUCUCGCUUUUCAACUUUAACCAUUUUAAAACGUUCGCAAUUAAUUGGUAUUAUUAUCGUUAUUGUUGCUGUUGUUCCACGUUAUGGAUCAUGCCUUUGGUGAAGGAAAAGCUAGAGACCAAAGAAAUCAUCAAGGAUAUGCGCAAAAACGUUUCGGUACAAGUUGAUAGUGAUUUUGCUUUACUUCUGCCCAGCGGUGUUUAUGAAAUCAAAAAAAUGGAACCACGUUCAAAAAUACGAACCAUUAUCGUAUUUUGUUUAUUUUUGGCCAUAGCGGGUAUUAUCGGAUUCGGUUACUUCUGUCAAGAUCAGGUCUGUGCAUUAUCAAAACGUAGCAUGAUUUUACAACCAGAUUUAUUAUCAUACAAUGAUAUACCACAACAGCCACCACUACCACCCGGUGCUAUUGGAUCGGCCUCUGCACAGGCUGUAGCAACAGGAGCCUUAAUAGUUCAUCAGCAACAGCAGCAGCAGCAGCUGCUGCAACAAUUGCAUCAGCAGCCACUACCGAUGGCCUCGACCAAAACAAUACAACAGAAUAAUAUAAUUAUAGCCAAUGCUGGCUUAAGUUAUGACGAUGUACUAAAUGAUGAUUUUCAAUUUGAUAUGGAUGGUCAUGAUGUAAUGGUAUUUUUGCAUAUACAAAAAACUGGUGGAACAUCGUUUGGUCGUCAUUUAGUGCGUGACUUGGAUUUAAAGAGACCCUGUGAGUGCCAACGACAACGCAAACGCUGCUAUUGCUUCCGUCCACAUCGCAAUGAGAAUUGGCUAUUUUCACGCUACUCAACCGGUUGGAAAUGUGGCCUGCAUGCCGAUUGGACCGAACUCACCUCAUGUGUCGAUCAAGAGCUCGAUAAAAACGAAGGUGAAUCGGCGAAACGAAGAUAUUUCUAUAUAACUCUACUGCGAGAGCCUAUAGCACGUUAUAUGUCUGAAUACAGACAUGUUAAAAGAGGAGCCACCUGGAAGGGCUCACGGCACUGGUGUCUGGGUAGGCAAGCAACGUCACAGGAACUGCCACCCUGUUAUAAGGGCAAAGAUUGGUUAGAUGUAACCAUAGAUGAAUUUGCCGGUUGUGAUUCUAAUUUGGCGGCCAAUCGACAAACGAGAAUGUUGGCCGAUUUGGCUUUGGUGGGUUGUUACAACACAUCGGCCAUGCCGUCGCACGAAAGAGAUCGUGUCAUGCUGGCCAGUGCUAAAAGGAAUUUGGCUGCCAUGGCCUAUUUCGGUUUAACGGAAUAUCAAAAGAUUUCCCAAUAUAUAUUUGAAGAAACUUUCAAUUUGCGCUUUGCCAUACCCUUCGAACAGCACAAUACCACCCUCUCGGUAUCGGCCAUACACAAUUUACGACCCGACCAAAGACGCCACAUAGAAGAAUUAAAUAGUUUAGACAUUGAAUUGUAUGCUUUUGCCAAAAAUUUAUUAUUUGAAAGAUUUGAACAUCUUAAAGCUAAAGACAACGAUUUUGAAAAACGUUUUGCCAACUUAGGCAACAUUUAUUAUAAACAGGGUGUUACCGAAUUCAAUUGGGACAGUAAUAUCGAUGAAACUGUUAGCACAGAACAUUGAAUAUUCCAAAAAAAAAAAAAUCAAAAACUUUAA